GCUCGCUGGGGAAGGUCGACGGGGGCCGCGCGCCCGUGGGCCGCCCGUGUCUGAGCGCUGCCCGGGCCGACGGAGCCGGGACUGCAGUGACAGAGGACAGAUUUGCCAGAGACCCGUCUCGGAGGGGCCACAACUUGGGGGCGCGCCGGGCUAGAGGCAGGACGCGGGCAGCUGCUCGGCUUCUGGACGUCGCCCUCGCGGCCGCCGCAUCGGGAUCCUCGCUUCCAGUCGUCGGGGGCCCUUCUGACCGCGCCGCUCGCCACGAGGUCGGGUGAGCGGACCACGCCGCCACCGCACAGAGGAGCCCCCACUGCGGACGCUGAGCGGCUCCGCCCGAGGCAGCGGAGCGCCGGGCCCACCGACCGCGGAGGGAAGCGGCACCGGAGGAUGCCCAGGCUCGUGCCGGGGCCUCUGCGCAGCGGGACUUUGUAGGGUGCCAGUCUCGGGACGGCCGCCCGCCGCUCGUUGGCGCCGAGGAAGGCGAGGCCGCGCGGGACAUGCCCCUGGCGUAGCCCGGCGGAGGUAUGGCUGCCGGCAGGCUGCUGCUCUACACCGGCCUCUCGCUGGCGCUCUGCGCCCUGGGCAUGCUGGCCGUGGCCAUCUGCUCCGACCACUGGUACGAGACGGACGCGCGCAAGCACCGGGACCGGUGCAAGGCCUUUACCACGCGCCGCGUGGACCCGGGGUUCAUCUAUAACAACAACAACAACCUGCCGCUGCGGGCCAGCCGCGCGCGCCUAGACCGCUGGGAGGGCAAGCUCCUGCGCGCCCGCAACCGCCGCCAGCUCUUCGCCAUGAGCCCAGCGGACGAGUGCAGCCGCCAGUACAACUCCACCAACAUGGGCCUCUGGCGGAAGUGCCACCGCCAGGGCUUCGACCCCGACAUCGCCGCGCUCAUCCGCAAAGGAGAGAUUGAGCGGUGUACAUACAUCAAGUACCACUACUCCUCAGCCACCAUCCCCAGGAACCUCACCUUCAACAUCACGAAGACCAUCCGCCAGGAUGAGUGGCACGCCCUGCACCUGCGCAGAAUGACGGCUGGCUUUAUGGGCAUGGCGGUGGCCAUCAUCCUCUUCGGCUGGGUCAUCGGGGUGCUGGGCUGCUGCUGGGACCGAGGCCUUAUGCAGUAUGUGGCGGGACUGCUCUUCCUCAUGGGAGGGACCUUCUGCAUCAUCUCACUGUGCACCUGUGUGGCUGGGAUCAACUUUGAGCUCUCCCGCUACCCACGCUACCUGUACGGACUCCCCGACGACAUCAGCCACGGCUACGGAUGGUCCAUGUUCUGUGCAUGGGGGGGCCUGGGCCUCACUCUCAUCUCGGGGUUCUUCUGCACCUUGGCCCCUUCUGUCCAACCUGUCCCGAGGACCAACUGCCCUAAAUCCAGACCUGAGAAUGGGACAGUGUGCUAAAAAAAAAAAAAAAAACGAAUGCUCAAACUACACACACACACAUAUAUAAAUAUAUAUAUAAUAUACAUAUAUAAAACAAAACUAAAUCAAAACAAUGCCAGGGCCAAGGUAGCGUUGAGUUGGCUCCGGCACCCGCAUCUCCGCCCAAGUUUGUGCUGACUCAUCACCGAGAUGGGGAAAGCUUUCCCGUCGUGUGGCUCUUCUACCCAUUCUUAACUUUUGGCUUCAUCGUUUCUUGAAGACAGAGUGAACGUCACCCCCUCAAUGGCCUCUCCAUUCCUGUCACUCACAGGAAUGGGGUGGCGGGCUGAGAAGGGACAGUGCGGCGUUGUCUGAAGCAGCCCAAUUGUAGAGAAGGACGUGCCAUCCAUUGAGCCAACAGGAGAGGACACCAUCCCCACCAGUCCUGUCACCAAGAAACAAAGCCCUUAGUCCAUAGAACGUAGCCCCCACCUCUGAGGCCACUUCAGAACCACGUCUUUUCCUGCUCUUCCUGUUCUGAUGUCCUUCCUGGCCCACCAGCGACAAACAAGACUUGGAAGAGAAAGCAAACUGAAAAGGGAGUUUUCUCUUUGCUGCCAAACUUUCCAACAAAGUUUUAGAGGUGAGAGAAGAUGCACAUCAAUAAGUGGACACCUCAGUGGAUGCUCAGAAGACCCCGUCUUAUCUUCCAGCUGCCUUACACCCAGGUUCACCAAGAGGCUGCCCCACCCCGACCCCCACCUGCACUCCCUGGGCAGAUAGGAGCCUUGGAGUAAUGCUGUGAUAUGUGUAUGUGUGUGUGUGUGUAUGUGUGUGACCACGUUGGGUGGUUUUCCUUCUUUUCUCCUCUACCUUUUCAAUGGAAUAUUGCAUCAGGACUGUUUUCACUGUCAUGUGAGGUGGUUUCAUGCCCCAAGAUGGAGGCUCAGAGACCUGGGAGGUACCAGGAUGGGCAAGCCUAAGUGGGUGCCAAUUCUGCAGCUAUGGAUCCUUGGUGUGAGUGUGUGUGUGCGUGUGGUGGAUGUGGGGUUUUAUUGUUUGGUUUGCAUUUUUCUAUUAUUUUUAGUACAGCUCAAAUUUCCAGAGGGCAGAACCAAGGGGGAAAAAGCCACUGGGCCUGAGGACCCUGGGGCUCUUCAUGUCACAGUUCUGGGACUCCACAGGAUUGAGUGCUCUAACUUUGGACAUGCAAGACACGGCUGGGCACAAAAACCACGACAGAAGAAGGGGUGCAAGGUUGAGGAGGCGCGUCUCCCUGGUUGCUGUCGUACAAGUACGUAUGCCAAACGAGACCUCUUGCUCCCCGUCACUGGGAGCCAUCCUCUCUCCCUGGACAGCUACCCCUUUCCUCUGGGUGACCUUUCUGUACAGGUAAAAGAAAAUGGGCCACAUACAGAGAAAGGAACUCCGUUCCCCAUGGGCUUGCAUUUGUAUGAUAUUGUGUAAAUUCAUGGAGAAUUCCGGACUCUUUCCAUCUUCCGCCUUUUCCUCUUGAUGUUCAAGGCCAUGCAUCCCAAAAUAGCCGUCUCAGUGGCUGGGACCCAAACACAGGUGGGAUGAAUUCCCCCACAUGGUCUCAGCCUGGUGGAGCCAAUUGGUACUGCAGGUGCUGGUGAGCGGAGCCGUUGGCAGGGGGUUGUGCAGCUCUAGGGGCGGGGUCGGCCAGUGAGAGCAAGCCUCGGAGAGACGAGGCCAGGUCCCCGAGCUGACCUAGCCAUGCACCAACCAGGUAGCAGGGACUUCAGCUGCUUCAUAAAUAAAUACGCUCUAGGAAGUCUCACAAGCCCCACAGCUUUCCUUACCACCCCGCACUCCUCCCCCCCACCCGUCUCCCAGCGUAGCUUCCCACCCACCGCACCUUUGCCCACCUCCUGACCGCUCACCUUGCCCCUCUGUCCCCUCCUCUGCUCUCUGCUGGCUCUGUGGGAGACACACUGGAUAUGCAGGGCUCAGGGCACGUGCACCUCUGAGGUGUGCCUUAUGUCUGUUUGUGUAAGUUUGUACCUGGAUGCAGGUGGGGGUGUACCACUCAAGACUGCCAUACCAGGGACACUGGCCAGGUGUGGGCGGGCUGGGAGAUUGAGAGUGGCAACACUUGGCUUCCACUUGAGGGCCUGGGGCUGUUUGUAAACGAUGGAUUUAUCCUAUGAAGAAGGGAAAUCAUUUUCAGGAAACCCCGGCUUUUCAAUUGUACAAGGAAAUUGUUCUUUCUUAUUUUCUUUGAAAAGUAGUUUUCCUCCGUAAGGGGUAAGGCAUUCUCAGGCUGGAGGAAGAGUGAAAAGAAGUAUCUCGGACUGAGAGGCCGGUGCUUUCACUCAGUGUCUUGGGAUGCACUCUGCCAAGGCGAGGAGAACCAUUUGUCCACACGUACCUGUUUGUGGGCAGAGGCCUUGUCUGGGCCCAGACCCAAAUUCCAGCUCUUUCCAGUUACAGGAAAGUGAAAAAAGAUCUAAACGGGGCAAUUUGGUAUCAACCGUUGAAACUUUCCUUGAGUAACCAGGUGUGGACACUGGCUCUCAGGCAUCAAGAAUACCCUCUUCUUUUAUUCCUACCUGCCAAAGGUGGAUCAAGUUACCUUUAUAGCAGACCUUCAGCAAAGCCUACUGCACCCCUUCCAGACAUGACCAUCCCUGAAGGGUGAAGAGCCUCCUAGGGACAGAGGAGCCACCUGGGCUCAGCUCACCCUCAGCAGGGAAGGGCUUGGGGGGCUUUGUGAUAGUAGACCAGAUGGGCACACAGAUGCCCACUCUGGGGGCCAAAACACUGCCCAUUGGCUGGCCAGGAUAGAGGCCCUGUAGCGAAGUGAGCCCUGGCCAGCAGAGGAGCCAGGCCACAGAUGGAAUGCCACCCCAAGCAGUUACUCUGGCUUUCCUGCUGUGAAGUGUCUGAGGAAGGAGGGAAGGGAGAGAAGAGAAAGGGGCCUCACCUUGUGCAGCUCUCUAGGCCAGACCCUGUGAACUCCAAACCCAAGUAGGACCCAGCCUUCUAGAAAUUUAGGGUCAGGACCUCAUCAAAGCACCCAGGCCCCACCCCAGGUCAAGUUCAGGUUCCUUACAGGCGUGUGCAUGUGAACUCUGUGACCAUGUUUGUGUUUGGAGCUCCAAGUUGUCCAACUUGAGUAUGGAACCCAUUCCAACUUUGACUUCCCUCCCUACUAGGUUGGGAAUUCAGGAAAGUGGGGUGUCUGCCUGGAGAGGGGUCUCAUUUCUUUGUCUCCUCAUUGGGGGAGUUAUGAUUUCUUCUGUUCACUUCUCUCUCUCCAUUCACAUCUACUUCUCUUUUCCGUCAACUGUGGGCCAUUAAUGUAGUUAAGUCAUUCUUCUCUAGAGAGGCCCAUGGACUCCAAGUAGCCCCCUUGCUGGUUGCAGCUGUUGGUUUCAUAAGGGAGUCUGAGGCUUCCCUGGAAUCAAAAUAUUAAAAAAUGGGCCUGUUUCAGCUUCAGCCCCCCCAUAAGCCCCAUCCAUCCAACAACUCUACCCUUUCAGCUUCAGCCCCCCCAUAAGCCCCAUCCAUCCAACAACUCUACCCUUUCAGCUUCAGUGAUCAUGAAGGCAGGGGCUGGACCACUCUACCAAACCAAGACCAAGUCUUUCUCAAUCACACAGCAGGCUGGCCCUGGUGCCGUCUUGGUCUUUCUCCUGUAGGCAGUGAGUAGCUCCAUCUGGCAAUGCUUGCCUUUCAUUUGGGAAGGAGAAGAGGAUGUGGUGAGAGUUUGAGACUGGGCUCUGGGCCCCGCAUCAUGUUCAUCCACAGGAAUGUCAGGAGGCCUAAAAGCACCCCCUGUUUUUGGCCUGAUUUGGUGAGAGGAUGUGUUCCCUAAGGCUCUAAACCUACCCACCUGAGUCAAAUUCAGAGUAAUGAAGCCAAGUACCUCAUUCAAGGGCAUUUAGAAUGGUCUGUCUUUGCCUAGCUUAUUCUGAGUUAAUUAAACGAUUCCCAAGUAAGUGGGAAGAGUGGGUAAGCAAGGUGUGCACGGCCUUAUUUGUGCUUACUCAUCUAUAGUGCCCAUUUUCACCUGUUUUCAUCAUGUGAGAUUAUGCACUGCAGAUGAGUAAGUAAACACAAUUAAGCCUGUGCAUACCUUGCUUACUGGUUAAUCCACCCCUGCUGGUGGAGUUUGUGUUGGAUGCUUGGUUCAUCUUUGUAGCUAACUGAGGCCACUGUGCUGCUUAGACCCCUCCCUCUGCUCCUGGGACUAAGUGUCCCAAUGGACACUCUCUGCCCUUCCCAGGGAAAGAUGCUGAGUCAGGGUGAGUAGGCUUAACCAGAGGUGGAGAUGAUUGACGUAUACCGGCCAGGCUGUCUUUCCUCUCUGCUGACUCCCAGCUGUAUACAAUUGAGUCAGGGACCAAUUUGUAAAGAACCCCCCCCCCCCGCCCCAGUUCAUGUACACAAAGUGAUGCUGAUGUCCCUCAAAGCGGUCAACCCUGGGGUCUCUCUACCCCCUUCCCGGUGAGGCUGCUGUGGUGCAAAAUGUUUCUGAAACAUUAUCCUUAGCUCUUAGAAGACGUACUUACAGGCUAUUGCAUUUUUUCCCCUGAGUAAUACAUGCUCAUUGUAAAAAUUAGAAAAAUAAAACACAAAAAGGCCUAAGAGAUUGUUCAUAAUUCUAUCACUGUGGGCAUCUGUGGGGGAGCUGAUCAUGAUGGCCGUAACCCCAAAGGUCCUCCAUCAGUGAGGGUCUCUGGGCUGCCAGGAGGGCUGUCCAUGGCCCAGAUCACACAGUCCACAUGGCAUUGACUCUGUGUCCUUGGAAGCAGGAGAUAGGAUUCAGAAUCCCCGAGGAUAGCCAAGAAGCCCCUGAAAGCUGAAUGCUAGAGGUUAGGGGCAGGUGGGGAGUGGGGCUAAAGGAUCCCUACUUUGGGGUCUCUUUUCAACUCCUUGGUUUUUUGUUUUUUUCUUUUUUUUUGGUGCCAUCUCAACCUAACAAUAGGCAGAGGAGCACUGAAGCCAAACCACUUGCUAAGUAAGCCACCCUCACACGACGUGGUCACCGCACACUGCAUCUCAGCUCUGCGCGCACCUGCCGCAACCCUGGGUGUUGUGUCCUUUCCAUACUUGAACUUCCUCAUUGCAGAAUGAGGAUAUGCUAACACUUUACCUCACGGCUAUGAAGGGUGACAAAGACACUGCCAAGCGAUGUGCAAACAUGGCGUGUCGUGAAAUGACGCACCUCUCAAACCACCCUGCAGCGCAGAGCCCGGGGCCGUGUCCAGAGCGGGACUCUUCCACAUCCUUCCUGUGCCUCGCUGCUACACGGAUAAUCCCGAGGG
Molecule: messenger RNA, 6664 nt
Organism: Loxodonta africana (African savanna elephant)
Lineage: Eukaryota; Metazoa; Chordata; Mammalia; Proboscidea; Elephantidae
Gene: TMEM178B
Product: transmembrane protein 178B
Exons: 4
Coding region: 525-1409 (294 amino acids)
Cellular component (GO): membrane
Source: RefSeq, a predicted model, not a curated record